CUCUUCCCCUCCCCGACCCCUGCGGCGCUCCCCGAGGUUGGACACGGGAGACAAAACCCGGCGGCGCGGAGGACUAUGAAUGGUGGAAGCGGCGAGGAGGCGGUGUGCCUUUGUAGUCGGGGGAGGAAUGCGGAAAUGUCCCCGCUCCGUGUCAGACCUCUCUGAAGGGGGUCAGGCCACAUUCAGCCGGCGUGGGAAAGCCAGGCGGAGACGGAGCUCACACGGACGAGCUGCUCGGGGAUAUAUGGAAGAAAAGACGGGGGGGAAAUCUAAAGAGGAGCGUGGCUUCGGAGAGCUUGUAUCACGCGUUCGCCUUUUGUCCCGCGUACCCCACACUCGCCCCCCCCCGUCCCCGCCACUUGUAGCGGGUGUGUGUGUGCGCUUAGUACCACCCUCCUCCUCCGCCUCUUCGAGUGUCCCUGCCCGGGCGGCCUGCACUUUUUUUUUUGGUCGGGGAUGGGGGGUUAGUCGGAGCACUACCUGUGUGGCCCCCGCAUGGAGGACAGUGGACACAGAUGCGUUUGAGACACCGCUUUUUUUGUCGGAGACGCCAGUUGCCUCCUCACGUGUAGCGGACACGACACUUUAUUGACAACCACAAAAUGAGGCAUGGCGACGGACAACUUCGUUCUCUGACCAUGGCUUGGUGAGGAAGAUUGGCUCCGUCACCCUCGCUGGGAAUCCCCCUGCAUUAUAUUUUUCGACGAGGGAAAAGAAAUCAGAAAAAAAAAUGGACAAAGAAGCCGUCGGUACGCAGUACGAGCCCGUGGCCGAGAUCGGAGAAGGAGCCUACGGGAAAGUGUACAAGGCGAGAGAUUUGAAGAACGGGGGACGCUUCGUGGCCCUGAAAAAAGUUCGCGUUCAGACGGAGGAAGAGGGGAUGCCGCUCUCCACCAUCCGGGAGGUGGCGGUACUGAGGCAGCUUGAGGCCUUUGAGCAUCCCAAUGUUGUCAGGCUAUUUGAUGUGUGUACAGUGUCUCGGACUAACCGUGAAACCAAACUCACACUGGUCUUUGAGCACGUGGACCAAGACCUGACCACCUACCUUGAGAAGGCCCCUGAUCCCGGCGUACCGCCAGAAACCAUUAAGGAUAUGAUGUAUCAGCUGCUCCAGGGGCUGGACUUCCUGCACUCGCACCGCGUGGUCCACCGUGACCUGAAGCCCCAAAAUAUCCUGGUCACCAGCACAGGGCAGAUCAAACUGGCCGACUUUGGCCUGGCCCGCAUCUACAGCUUCCAAAUGGCGCUGACCUCUGUGGUGGUGACUCUGUGGUACCGAGCUCCAGAAGUGCUGCUGCAGUCCAGUUACGCCACCCCGGUGGACCUGUGGAGCGUGGGCUGCAUCUUUGCUGAGAUGUUCAGGAGAAGACCUCUGUUCCGCGGUAACUCAGAUGUUGAUCAGCUGGGUAAAAUCUUUGACGUGGUCGGGGUGCCGUCGGCAGAGGACUGGCCCCAGGAGGUGGCCCUACCACAGAGUGCCUUCUCCCCACGACCUGCUAAGCCAAUAGAAGACUUGGUUCCCGACAUCGACGAGCAAGGGCGGGCCCUCCUAUUGCAAUUCCUGGCCUUCAACCCCUCCAGGAGGAUAUCUGCCUUCGUUGCACUUACCCACCCGUACUUCCAGAGCGUGGGCAGCCGGAGUAGGAGCGUGUACGCCGCGCAGCCCAUCCCCACCAGCAAACCCACUAUUGAGGAGAGGACUGCCUGAGAGUCCUCCCAAGUAUUCAUCCAGCCACUCUUUGAUCUUAAUCAUGCCUAACUGUUAAAAACCAGCUCUCUCCUUUUUUUGCUGCCAGCACAUCAAAAAAAAAAAAAACACUGGUAAAGUGGGUUGAAUGGAAGUAUAAAAACACAAAAUGAUGCAAGCUUUUCCCCCCGCACCUUUGCCUACAAUCGCAUUAUUUCGUCUUUUGUAUUCGUACGCAGACUAAAACAUGAAAGAUCGGGUGGCAGCGCUAGGAAUGAGUACCUCCGCCCCCGGGAAUGCACGGAAAAGCUCUCCUCCUUCCAUGAACUGAUGGAUUGAAAAUUGCUGCUUUUUUUUUUUUUUAAAGUUGGAUUGACUACAUUAUCAAUGCAAAGACUGGGACUAAUCAAGUGAAGCGGUCCUGGACGUUCAACGUGGAUCUGACGAGUGUGUGCACUGAUGCUCCUGACCGCACAAAAACCAUGCCAAUUCUUUUACUGCCACCCAGAGGACACGCUCAGCAACUGCAGACCAGUAGCAGGAUUCUAAUGGUUUUUGCAACUCUGGCAGGGCAAAGCAGGACCAGUUCUUGCCACUCCCUUCACAUGCCAGUUAUACUCGUGAAUCAUUUCUCGAAAAAGCUUGGCUCGUUUAGCACCGUUCAUCAAUACUUGGAUGUUUACUACCGAUAUUCUGCCUUUUUUUAUUUUAUUGACAAGUCUUAUAUGCAUUUUUUUUUUUAUCGAGGCAUGGUGUUCUUUUACGAACCUGUGUGAAGGGGGUGGGAACCUUCGGGCACCUGCCGAUUUGAUACGAUUCCGACUCCCCGGGGGUGACCACCGUAUUUUUCGGAGUAUAAGUCGCACCGGCCGAAAAUGCAUAAUAAAGAAGGAAAAAAACAUCUAUAAAAAAAGUACCAGGAUUCGGUACCCAUCCCCAUACGUGAUGCUCCUUUAGUCGCAAUUUACAAACCCUGUUUCCAUAUGAGUUGGGAAAUUGUGUUGGAU
This is a messenger RNA of Entelurus aequoreus (snake pipefish), 2694 nucleotides long. It is a transcript of the gene cdk6, whose product is annotated as cyclin dependent kinase 6. The record is from RefSeq and is a predicted model, not a curated record. Gene Ontology annotation, biological process: protein phosphorylation; regulation of G2/M transition of mitotic cell cycle; G1/S transition of mitotic cell cycle. The transcript has 8 exons. Bases 731 to 1708 code for a protein of 325 amino acids. Gene Ontology annotation, cellular component: nucleus; cyclin-dependent protein kinase holoenzyme complex; cytoplasm. Gene Ontology annotation, molecular function: cyclin binding; ATP binding; cyclin-dependent protein serine/threonine kinase activity. Lineage: Eukaryota; Metazoa; Chordata; Actinopteri; Syngnathiformes; Syngnathidae.